AUGACUACCCAAGACAACCCAGACAUGCAAGCCAUCCGACAAGCCGACUACAUCCGCUUCAAAAAUUACGCCGCGCUUACCUUCCUCGUUGUCUCGCCGGUGCUCAUCGCCCUACCUCCGCGGAAACUAGACCACCUCACCGUCCUCCUCACCGGCGCUUUCUGCGUCUCCGCGAACCACCUCACCCGCGAACGCACAGGACGCAGCAUCGUCGAGCGCAUCGAGGCGCGCAUUGCGUCCGCGCCAUCCAUCGCCCCGGCGGACCUCCCCAGCCAGCGCGCGCAGGAGGUGCAGGCGAAGCUGCGGGCGGCGCGGGACGCGCAGAUCCGCGAGGGAGGGCUGGUGACCGAGGAGCUGGAGAGGUUGAAGGCGCGGCAGGUGCAGGAGAAGGGGGUCGCGGAGCGGAUUUGGAUGGGUGGGGAGACGGAGGGGUGGAAGGAGAGGCGGCUCAGGGAGGAGCAGAAGGCACUGGAGGAAGGGAAGGGGUAUGGGGAUCUGAUCAAAGAGCAUAUCUGGGAUGUGUGGACGUGGGGGCAGAAGGAUGAGUCGGAGGGAGGAGAGGAGAAAUGA
Messenger RNA from Aspergillus clavatus NRRL 1, 570 nucleotides. RefSeq lists its product as uncharacterized. NCBI's taxonomy places the organism in Eukaryota, Fungi, Ascomycota, Eurotiomycetes, Eurotiales, Aspergillaceae. The transcript has a single exon. The coding region runs from base 1 to 570 and encodes 189 amino acids. The record is from RefSeq and is a predicted model, not a curated record.